AUGGUCGAAUGUGCCACCUCGAGCCACCUCGAUCAGGUGAGGAGGGGGGCCAUGGUAGGGAAACAAUCGCCUAUUUAUGCCCCAUGGAGUGGGCUUGACCGCGGUCCCAGGUCGGACAUGGAGGAGGUGCCGGGCGUCAAAAAGAGCCGGGCGGCCGGGCCAGCAUUGCUUGGUGUAGGUCGUCUCGGCGUUGGUGAGGAGGAGAGGUGGGUGUGGAGCAGGCCUUGGGAGCAGGCCCUGGGAGGUGCGCCACGGUGA
This is a messenger RNA of Gaeumannomyces tritici R3-111a-1, 258 nucleotides long. RefSeq lists its product as hypothetical. The coding region runs from base 1 to 258 and encodes 85 amino acids. The record is from RefSeq and is a predicted model, not a curated record. The transcript is spliced from 2 exons. NCBI's taxonomy places the organism in Eukaryota, Fungi, Ascomycota, Sordariomycetes, Magnaporthales, Magnaporthaceae.